CUGACGGAGUGAUCGCCAACAUGGAAGUUGGAGUUGCAAGAAUCAGUCGAAGUCAGAAGAAACUGAUGACGAGUUGGUUAAUAUGUUCGUGUAUCUGUUAUCUGGCGUCAGGAAGAAUACACAAAUUAAGCCUAAAGAAUGAUGAUAGAGGAGUUGUAAGACUGAGUACGUUUGGGUUUUUAAAGAGUGGAGCUCUACAAGUUAACAUCACCCAGUUUAGAUAUAAUGUAAAUGGAGUAAAUAUGACAGAUAGUGGGAAGAUGGUGGAUUCAAUGUUUGGAUUUACUCUUGAUAAAAGUGAUAGCAGUGGAAUUGCUUCCUAUUUGGAGGACAAUCAAGGGAAGAACUGUAUCCUCUCCCUAAACAACCCAGCCAGUAUAUUCAAAGAGAAAACCAUGUCCAUCAUCUUCUUCAGGAUGAAGUUUUCCAACAAACAGAUGGAAAUCCAGAAGUAUGGUAAAGAUAUUAGAAUGCUGGACAUCUCAGCAAAGGCUCGUAUGAAAAUUUCUGGGAGAUCAUCUAUAACUAAAGGGAACACAGGUAAAGGUUUAAGUGACUCUUCAAUGAUGCGCAAAAUAACACCUGCAAAAUUCACUGAUCCACCCCCAGCAAGUGCACCAGGUAGUGGGACAAAAUCUACACAGAAGAAGAGCCUCCAGCGAAGAGAAGGGGUGAGGGAACCUCCCCCCAGUGUAGUACCACCUCAGACAACCACACGAAAGACAGACCCCCUACACCCAGAACCAUUACCUAUUCAAGGGAAUCUUAAAAACGGACACUCUGUAUCUUUUGGAAUCAAUGUAGACAAUGACCAAGAGGAAGGGCUGUACAAUCUCUACUUUCACAAUUGCUUUCAGUAUGAAAAAGGGGUCCAUGCAACAUUUGAAAUGCAGAUUGAUAUAGAGGAGACUAAUGACGGGAACUACUUGUCGGCGGGGGAGAUUCCUAUCCCCGCCCUCUUCUUUACUCUCUCCGUCCUGUUCUUCAUCGCUGGCAUUGUGUGGAUGGUGAUUCUCCGCCGCGUUAAGGAGGAUGUAUACACAAUGCAUUAUUUAAUGUUUGCGGUGGUGAUGGUGAAGGCACUCUCAAAUCUCUUUAAUGCUGUCAACAUGCACUUUAUUGCAGUAGAAGGCAUGCAUGAGGAAGCCUGGGCAGUAUUGUACUACAUUGUAUAUCUAUCUCGAGGAGCUUUAUUGUUUGUGACAAUUUUACUGAUUGGAACAGGAUGGACUUUUGUAAAACACGUCUUUUCAGACAAAGAAAAGAAACUUUUUCUGAUUGUUAUCCCUCUACAGAUUCUGGACAACAUUGCGUAUAUUAUUAUUGAGGAGAGUGAGGAGGGCCAGUCGGAAUACGCUAUAUGGCAGGAGAUCUUUAUUCUGGUAGAUCUGCUCUGCUGUGGAGCGAUUCUCUUCCCUGUUGUAUGGUCCAUGAGACAUUUACGACAGUCCACAAGAACAGAUGGGAAAGCUGCACUCAGUUUACAAAAACUAGCCCUCUUCAGGCAUUUCUAUAUCAUGAUUGUAUGUUAUAUCUACUUUACAAGAUUUAUAGUUUACCUAGUAAAGAUAACUGUACCCUUCCAGUAUGAAUGGUUAGAUGAACUCUUUAAGGAACUUGCCACAUUAGUGUUCUUCAUCAUCACUGGAUACAAAUUCCAGCCCGCUCCGGAUAAUCCAUAUCUCCAGGUGCCCACAGAGGAGGAUGAGGAAGAGGUGGAGAUGGACGAGGUAAUUACCAAAUCAGGUGCCAUGGAAACACUUACUCAUGUCAACAAAGGGACAUCUAGUGGAGGCCUUAAACAAAGGGAGAGCAGUCAUGAGUAUGAUUGAAAAAGACUGAGGAAAAAGAAAUAGCAAAUCUAGCUAUCCAAGCCUGAAAAAAAAACAUAAGGAUUUUCAUUGACAAUUUUGUGGUGGAAGUUUUUUUUGUGCAAUCUUUUUUUUUUUUGACAAAUAUUGAGCAUUGUUUGAAAAUGCAUAUAGAUAUUGAUUUCUUUCAUCAUUAUCAGGUUAUGAAUUUUGUAAAAUUGUGACAUUUUUUCCUUUAAAAAUUUUUUUCUUUAGUUUUGCAAAUUUCCAUCAGGUGAAUGCUUUGAAAACUGUAUUUACAAAAAAAAGAAAAAUCAGGUAUCAUUUAUGCUGAUAUCAUGUAUUGUCAAGCGUUGUAAGCGGCUGUAUGUUUUGGAUGAGGUGUAAAUGUGUGUAUGUAAGAAGCAUCAGUGGAAAAGUGAGGCAUUUAUCAUUAAUUUCAUCCUCUGUGAUAUUUUAUGUGUUUAUCAUGAUUCUUAAUGUUAAGUACAUGGGUAAGGACAAUGAUUACUGUUUACAAUCAGUUUUAUUUAUUAUUACUCUUGUCAAUACGAACAUAAUUCGUCUGUACCUAUGAAUUACAUAAUUCUUUUGUCUUUGGGAAAAACUCAAUACAGUCAUUGACAAACUUUGGUCUCAAAUACCAGUAUCUUUCAUACCUUUGAUCUUUCAAGUGAAUUAUUUUGAAGUCUAAACCACUUGCUAUUUAAUUUGUCCUCAAUAUCUUGAAUACUCCGAAUCUGAUAUCUAAAAGUUUUCCUUGGUCUUGUUGAGGUCAAGAGGAUAAGGUUUGACUGUACUUUAUAAUUUAUUGCUUUAGUUACAAUGGUUUCUGUAAAACACAAAAUAUCAAUCAUGAAUAUACUGUAUAGUACCCAAAGUUUUGUGGACUAUGAAAGGUUCCUGUUAUUUGUUCAGUAUGUGGGUUUAGAUGGAUGCUGUAUAAAAUGAUGGCCUGGAAUCCUCAAAAGUCUCAAGCCAAAGAAUUCCAGUAUACAUUCACUGCUCUUUUUUUAUUGGUAUAUUGUAUGUCUAUUGUGUAUAGAAAAUGUUGAACUGGUAUUAAAGAUUUUAAGUUGCAAUUUAUUUUACUGUCUUCCUGAAAGAAUUUCUUUGGAGAGAGAAAAACAAAAUGAUAAGAGUCUCCUUAUAUGGCCAAGUUUAAUCAUGUGAUAGUAUGGCGGAAAUAAGAAACACUGCUUACAAAUCAUACUCAUGUAAAGAACUUUUUUGUUCAAUAUUUAGCUCAGUUGGUGAAUCACAUGGCAUGCUAAUUUACCUGUCACAUGAUAGAAUAAAAUUGAAAAAUC
Messenger RNA from Saccostrea cuccullata (small rock oyster), 3121 nucleotides. RefSeq names its product protein GPR107-like. Gene Ontology annotation, biological process: transport. The record is from RefSeq and is a predicted model, not a curated record. The transcript has 16 exons. Bases 21 to 1832 code for a protein of 603 amino acids. Gene Ontology annotation, cellular component: membrane; Golgi apparatus. NCBI's taxonomy places the organism in Eukaryota, Metazoa, Mollusca, Bivalvia, Ostreida, Ostreidae.